Messenger RNA from Periconia digitata, 2059 nucleotides. The record is from the annotation of a GenBank genome assembly. NCBI's taxonomy places the organism in Eukaryota, Fungi, Ascomycota, Dothideomycetes, Pleosporales, Periconiaceae.
GUAUUUAUAUGGGAUCUUUGUGCCUCCCCGUGGAGAUCGGAGAUCCAGUCUUUUGCUUGUAUCCCCAGACGAACAAAGUCCCCGCAUCAUGGCGUCCCCAAAACCAGAUAUCGAUCCGGUCAACGCGCCCCCACAUGAUACUUCUUCCUCUGAUAGUAAAGAAGACAUCAACAAUGGAGUUCAACACACCGAGAAUGCCGGUGCAACAAGGCAGGCCUCGAUCGCAGUUCGGUUGCGAAACCCCUUGGCGGGCAUGACUGAGCAAGCUCUAUUGGACGAUGUCGACAAAUGGACUGCUGAGAAAGGUCUGUCGGAGCACCAAGAGACGUUCAGAAAAGGUGCUCUGAUCGCCCGUGUUGGCCAAAGGGAAGACGGAUUCGAAUACGUCAGUCAGCUCAGUGAAGACGAGAAGAACCUUUUGCGAUAUGAGAUUACCCAUCGAUGGAGUCAACCAUUCAUGCUGUACUUCCUCGUUGUUCUUUGUGCCGGUUCUGCUAUUGUGCAGGGAAUGGACCAAACAGCCGUCAAUGGCGCCCAGUUAUUCUACUUCGAGGAAUUCGGUAUUACCAACGAGUGGCAACAAGGGUUGCUCAACGGUGCCCCGUAUCUCUGCUCUGCUGCGCUCGGAUGCUGGACCAACGCCCCGUUGAACAAACUUUUUGGUCGUCGCGGCACCAUUUUCAUCUCCUGUUUCAUCUCCUUCGUCACUGGAAUCUGGAUGGCUGCCGCAGACUCCUGGUACAACCUUCUAAUUGCUCGUUUCGCGCUUGGUUUUGCCGUAGGCGCCAAAUCCAGUACUACUCCCGUCUAUGCUGCGGAAUCAGCACCUAAAACCAUCCGUGGUGCUCUCACCAUGAUGUGGCAGAUGUGGACUGCUUUCGGAAUUAUGCUGGGAUUCGUCGUGUCUGUUGCAUUUGAAAAUGUCACCUUCCUUGGCCCCACCUCGCCUUGGAGAUGGAUGUUGGCCACUACCAGUAUCCCCCCUCUUUUGGUCAUGCUCCAAGUCUACUUCUGCCCCGAAAGUCCUAGAUGGUACAUGGAGAAACACAGAUAUGCGGAAGCAUUUACUGCCCUCAAACGCCUUCGCAAACACGAGAUCCAAGCUGCUCGUGAUAUGUACUACGCUUACAAGCUAUUGGAAGUUGAGAUGUCUCAGCGCGAAGGCAAAAACUUGUUCAAAGAGUUCUUCACGGUCCGACGUAAUCGUCGCGCCGCGCAGAGCUCAUUCUUCGUCAUGUUUAUGCAGCAAUUCUGUGGUGUCAACGUUAUUGCAUACUACUCGAAUAUCAUCUUCGAAGAAGCUGGGUUUGAGAGAUCGCAGGCUUUACUUGUGUCUCUCGGUACUGGUAUUACGAAUUGGCUCUUCGCUAUUCCCGCGAUUUACACCAUCGAUACCUUCGGUCGCCGCAACCUUCUUCUCACCACGUUCCCUCUCAUGGGACUAUGCUUGCUCUGGUGUGGCUUCUCUUUCUGGAUCCCUAACGUCGCCAACCCAGAAUUCCCCGGAACCACACCGGACGGAGACCCACAGCCCGAAACAAUCCCCAGUCAAGCCCAACUUGGAUCUGUUGCCGCCGCCAUUUUCACUUUCAUGGCUGUCUACUCCCCCGGUGAAGGACCUGUUCCCUUCACAUACUCUGCGGAAGCUUUCCCGUUGUACAUCCGUGACGUCGGUAUGAGUUUCGCAACAGCAACAUGCUGGGGCUUCAACUUCCUAUUAUCCCUGACAUGGCCUCCGCUUCUUCGUGCUUUCGGACCACAGGGCGCUUUUGGCUGGUACGCUGCAUGGAACUUCUUUGGGUGGAUCUACACCUACUUCCUUCUUCCCGAAACCAAGAACCUUACGCUUGAGGAACUUGAUACCGUCUUCAAUGUCGGCAACCGCGAGCAUGCGUCAUAUUACCAGAAGAAGUUCCCUUGGUACUUGCAGAAGAAAGUUAUGCGAAAGGAUAUCGCUCCCAUGCCGGCUCUGUAUGAGUUUGAUGAUGUGGUGCUCAACGAUGGGAGUGACGAUACGAGGAAGCGAUCGGAUGCCGAGAAGGGUGAAAUUGUCUCCUAG